GGCGGAGAGGGCGGGUCCAGGGUAAAGAAAGCUUUUACUUCGCGUGGGACCAACUGAGCAUUCUUGCUGGGGAAGACGGGACAGGGAGAAAAAAUAUAGGGCACAGGGAGAGGCUCCAGGAAGUAAGUCACCUGCCCCAGGACACGCUGCCAAUCCGGAAACAGCAUGUACACACCCAUCUCCCAGAGCGGUUCUCCAUUCUCGGCAUCAGUGCAGGACCCCGGCCUGCACGUGUGGCGGGUGGAGAAGCUGAAGCCGGUGCCGGUGGCCCGAGAGAACCAGGGCGUUUUCUUCUCCGGGGACUCCUACCUAGUGCUGCACAAUGGCCCGGAGGAGCUCUCCCACCUGCACCUGUGGAUAGGCCAGCAGUCCUCCCGGGAUGAGCAGGGCGCCUGCGCAGUGCUGGCCGUGCACCUCAACACCCUGCUGGGGGAGCGGCCCGUGCAGCACCGAGAGGUGCAGGGCAACGAGUCCGACCUCUUCAUGAGCUACUUCCCAAGGGGCCUCAAGUAUCAGGAAGGUGGCGUGGAGUCAGCAUUUCACAAGACCUCAGCACAGGCCACCCCAGCUGCCAUCAGGAAGCUCUACCAGGUGAAGGGGAAGAAGAACAUCCGUGCCACCGAGCGCGCGCUGACCUGGGACAGCUUCAACACUGGGGACUGCUUCAUCCUGGACCUGGGCCAGAACAUCUUCACCUGGUGUGGCGGAAAGUCCAACAUCCUGGAGCGCAACAAGGCGAGGGACCUGGCCUUGGCCAUCCGAGACAGUGAGCGGCAGGGCAAGGCCCAGGUGGAGAUCGUCACGGACGGGGAGGAGCCCGCUGAGAUGAUCCAGGUCCUGGGCCCCAAGCCUGCCCUGAAGGAGGGCAACCCUGAGGAAGACCUCACAGCUGACCAGACUAAUGCCCAGGCUGCGGCUCUGUAUAAGGUCUCUGAUGCCACUGGACAGAUGAACCUGACCAAGGUGGCCGACUCUAGCCCCUUUGCCCUCGACUUGCUGAUACCUGAUGACUGCUUUGUGCUGGACAACGGGCUCUGUGGCAAGAUCUACAUCUGGAAGGGGCGAAAAGCUAAUGAGAAGGAGCGGCAGGCGGCCCUCCAGGUGGCCGAGGGCUUCAUCUCGCGCAUGCGGUAUGCCCCAAACACGCAGGUGGAGAUUCUGCCCCAGGGCCGCGAGAGUCCCAUCUUCAAGCAAUUCUUCAAGAACUGGAAGUGAGGGGCAUCUCACGGCGUCCGCCUGCUGCCUGGUCAGUGCCCAGGUGCCCCUGCAGAUGUUCAAUAAAGGAGACAAGUGCUUUCCCCCU
Messenger RNA from Molossus molossus (Pallas's mastiff bat), 1303 nucleotides. RefSeq names its product capping actin protein, gelsolin like (gene CAPG). Gene Ontology annotation, molecular function: phosphatidylinositol-4,5-bisphosphate binding; actin filament binding. The coding region runs from base 166 to 1215 and encodes 349 amino acids. NCBI's taxonomy places the organism in Eukaryota, Metazoa, Chordata, Mammalia, Chiroptera, Molossidae. Gene Ontology annotation, cellular component: cytoplasm; actin cytoskeleton. The record is from RefSeq and is a predicted model, not a curated record. The transcript is spliced from 11 exons. Gene Ontology annotation, biological process: actin polymerization or depolymerization; actin filament severing; barbed-end actin filament capping.